This is a messenger RNA of Macaca mulatta (Rhesus monkey), 2824 nucleotides long. It is a transcript of the gene CCNG2, whose product is annotated as cyclin G2. The record is from RefSeq and is a predicted model, not a curated record. Lineage: Eukaryota; Metazoa; Chordata; Mammalia; Primates; Cercopithecidae.
GCGUAAUGAGACUAGAAACGAUCUCCUUCCGCUCCUCAGUCUUCCCCUGUUCCCAAAGCCGAAUCAAUCCGGGAAUAAGCCCGACGCCCAGAUUCCGCCCUCCGCCGUGGCGCCGGGCGGGAGGACUGGCUUGGCGAAGCCAAGGAGAGCUAGGGAGGCAGCGAGAGAGGCUGGAGACAGCGGCUUAGGGGCGGGACUCUUUUUAAAGUCCGUGAAGGAAGUGCAGGAUCCCUCCGCGGGGAGUCACGUGCCCCGCCCCCUUGGGGGCGUCGAAACUCACAACAAAAACAGGAGGCUCACUGAGGCCUCUAUUGAGGCGGCGGAGGUGCGGCGGCAGGCUGGUCUCCGGCGGCCGUCGUUGCGCCCGGGUGGAGGGUGGGCGCGUGGGGAGCGGGAUGGAGCCGGGGCUGUGAGGCCGAGGCGGCGGUGCCUGGGAAGAAGGGUCGGAUGCCGGGCCGGGGGCACCGCUGAGGCAGUGGGGUCCCCGACCUGCGAGACAGGUUCGGAAGUCCCCGCUGCACCCAGUCCCUGCGGACCGUGAGACCGCGGGCGGGUGGAGGCGCGUCUCCGGCACGAUGAAGGAUUUGGGGGCAGAGCACUUGGCAGGUCGUGAAGGGGUCCAACUCCUCGGAUUGUUGAACCUCUACCUAGAACAAGAAGAGAGAUUCCAACCUCGAGAAAAAGGGCUGAGUUUGAUUGAGGCUACCCCGGAGAAUGAUAACACUUUGUGUCCAGGAUUGAGAAAUGCCAAAGUUGAAGAUUUAAGGAGUUUAGCCAACUUUUUUGGAUCUUGCACUGAAACUUUUGUCCUGGCCGUCAAUAUUUUGGACAGAUUCUUGGCUCUUAUGAAGGUGAAACCUAAACAUUUGUCUUGCAUUGGAGUCUGUUCUUUUUUGCUGGCUGCUAGAAUAGUUGAAGAAGACUGCAAUAUUCCAUCCACUCAUGAUGUGAUCCGGAUUAGUCAAUGUAAAUGUACUGCUUCUGACAUAAAACGGAUGGAAAAAAUAAUUUCAGAAAAAUUGCACUAUGAAUUGGAAGCUACUACUGCCUUAAACUUUUUGCACUUAUACCAUACUAUUAUACUUUGUCAUACUUCAGAAAGGAAAGAAAUACUGAGCCUUGAUAAACUAGAAGCUCAGCUGAAAGCUUGCAACUGCCGACUCAUCUUUUCAAAAGCAAAACCAUCUGUAUUAGCCUUGUGCCUUCUCAAUUUGGAAGUAGAAACUUUGAAAUCUGUUGAAUUACUGGAAAUUCUCUUGCUAGUUAAAAAACAUUCCAAGAUUAAUGACGCCGAGUUCUUUUACUGGAGAGAGUUAGUUUCUAAAUGCCUAGCUGAGUAUUCUUCUCCUGAAUGUUGCAAACCAGAUCUUAAGAAGUUGGUUUGGAUUGUUUCAAGGCGCACAGCCCAGAACCUCCACAACAGCUACUAUAGUGUUCCUGAGCUGCCAACGAUACCUGAGGGGGGUUGUUUUGAUGAAAGUGAAAGUGAGGACUCUUGUGAAGAUAUGAGUUGUGGAGAGGAGAGUCUCAGCAGCUCUCCUCCCAGUGAUCAAGAGUGCACCUUCUUUUUCAACUUCAAAGUGGCACAAACACUGUGCUUUCCAUCUUAGAAAUCUGAUUAUUCUGUCAGAAUUUAUAUGUACAGGUUUCAAAGCAAUAAAUGGGGGAAUAGGUAGUUUUCUGGUUUAGCCCCCAUCUAGUCAGGAAUUACAUAUACUGGAAUACCUACCUUCUAUUUGUUAUUCAGAUCAGAUCUGGCCUAUUUUCUUAUUUAUCCUAAGCCAUCAAAUGAGGUAGUGCCUCUUAAACCAUUAACAGUAUACUUUAGACAUUGGCACUUUAUUUUUCUUGUUGAUCUUUAGCUACUUUGGGGAGGAGGGAAGGUGCUGAUACCUUCAAUUUGUUACUUUUCAAGAUUUUUAAAAAUAACUAGUGUAGCUUAUCUUAAACAUUUUAUAAAACCUUCAGAUGUCUUUAUUUAAGCAGAUUGGAAGUAUGCAAGUGCUUCCUUAGCAGGGACAGUGGAUAAUACUUAAAUGGUUUAUCAUAGAUUGCCCCCUCCCCCCUUCUCAGAAGAGUGAAUAUGCUCUUAAAUGUCAAACACAUUUUUGUUUUGUUUUUUAAAUGAUCAGUGUCUAUUUGAUGUGAUUGCAGAUCUGCAGAAAUAAUUAGGCUAGGGCUCUUAGUUUCAUUCCUAUUGCCCAAGUAUUGUCAAACUAUGGUAUUAUUUUAAUGUUACUUUAAAAAUCCAUAAUCUGCUAGUUUUGCAUGUACUUGUAUGAAAACAGUGCAGUAAGUUGAAAACCCAGUAUCUAUGGAAUUGAUAAAUGUUGAUCUGGUGGUACAUUUUAUCUCAUUUUCUUAUAUUAAAAAUGUCUGCAUGAUUACGUUUUAUUUCCUUUGUAAUUUACAUUUCAAAAUGAUGUAUUGCUAUAUGGGUGCCAAGAUUGAGUAUGAAUAACCCGAGUGUUUGUAGUAUUAGAGUUUUAAGCAAAUCUGUGUGGUGAUACAGCCAUAAGAAUGGGGCUUAUAUAAACUCUGUACAUGUAUGAUUUUGUACAGAGAAUUUUUAACUUUAUAAAUUGUAUAUGAACAUGUAAAUCUUUUAAAAUGUACAUAAAAUACUGUAUUUUUUUACCUUGUGUGUGAUAGUCUAGUCAUUGCAUGUAAAUAUAAUUUAUUAUGUAUUCUGUAGUAUAAAUCAUACGUUGAUGACUUACAUUUUUACUGGUAAGUCAACAUCCAUUGGAUGUUUUCUGAAGUGGCUCUUUUUGAAGUGAUAAUAGAUUGUAAUUCAAAAUAAAAUUAUUACUGAAUUCUCCUU